Messenger RNA from Funneliformis geosporum, 321 nucleotides. NCBI's taxonomy places the organism in Eukaryota, Fungi, Glomeromycota, Glomeromycetes, Glomerales, Glomeraceae. The record is from the annotation of a GenBank genome assembly.
AUGGUGAAAUAUCAAACCCUAGCAAAUUAUUGUCAAAAACACCACCAAAAGGAAAUCACUAAGGAGCAAUUAGGGAUUGAUUCUGAUACUAAUUCCACUAAUUCAAAGCCAAAUGACCAUAAAUUAGUAAUUGGUUUAGUAGCGGGAAUUAUCGGAGAAAAAGUGGCUCAUGACAUAAAACUUCCUGCUUAUCAAUUACAAGAUUUAGUAGAGGGUAGGGGUAGCAUAGAUACUGACCUUGCUUUUCGCUUGGGGUUAUAUUUUAAAGUAGGAGCCGAAGGAUUUUUGAAUUUACAGCAGAUUUACGACUUGGAAAUUUGA